AUGGCAGACAGGAGAGCGGAGAAAUCAUGUGAAGAAGCCAGCAGAUCGUUAGCCAGGCGAGAGUACGAGGCAGCAGUCAGCCACAGCACGGACGCCCUGGUGGUCCUUGCACCCCAAGCCCCAUCUUCCAGUGUCCCUGUCCCGCCGAGCCCUCCAUCCCUUGUCGCCGCCACCGGACCGCUCCGCAGCCGUGUCCUGCUCUACCGGAUUGCUGCCUUCCUGCAGCUGAAAAACUAUGAUGAAGCAGAUGAAGACUGCAAACAUGUCCUGGCAGAAGAGAUUUCCAGGGGAGACGGUUCGCUACAGGCCAGUGUGCGCUCUAUGCUGUUGGAUGGCAGCCUGCAGGAGGUGGUCAGCAUCCUCUCUAAAGCCUUGUAUGGAGAGCCAAUGAAUGGCAUUGUCACAAAAGACCUGACCAGAUUAAAAAUGCUCUUUUCAGAAAUAGAGGCUAUAAAUAGGGAGAUGGCACCAGAAUACACAGAUGACCAGGAGGAAGAGGUCCAGGAUGGCUGGCAGUUCCGGCCUCCUCCCAGAGGAGUCACCAGCAGCGAGGAGUACACCCUCUGUAAACGGUACUUGGAGCAGGGUCUGUGUCGGUACGGGGCCCAGUGUACGUCAGCCCACUCGCAGGAGGAGCUGAUGGAGUGGCAGAAACGCUAUGCGUCACGCCUCAUCCGCCUCAAACAGCAGCAGGAGAGCAAACACUUCACCGAGAACUACAUGGAGACCCUGAUAGAGAAGUGGAUGAACUCCCUCUCCCCAGAGAAAGUGCUAAGUGACUAUUUAGAUGGAGUGAAUGUAGAAACCAGCUCGAGCCUCUCUGUUACUGUCACCACCAAAAAGUCCUCUCACUCUUGGACCUUCUCCUUGUUGUGCAAGCCGGCUAGAAAGCUGUACCGCAUCGCCCUGCUCUAUGAUGCCCACCGUCCACACUUCUUCAUCACCGGUGUGUCAGCUGGAGAGCGGCUACAAGCCGUCCCCAAAAGCUGCCAAGAGUGGACUCCAGGAGAGGAAACAGCAGUGGCAGCAGACAAUGGCCUGGACCACUGUGUCUACCAGGUAGCUGUGGGCUUCAGCACUGAAAUCUUUGGUACCUUCCGACAGACCGUUGUUUUUGACUUCGGCUCAGAGCCUGUGCUGAUGCAGAGGAUCAUGGUGGAUGCUGCCUCUAUUGAAGACCUAGAACACCUAAUGGCGGCCAGGCAGCAGCUCUUGAUGACUGCAAAGCGCUGGGAUCCUUCUUGUAAGACCAUCGUAGAAUUCAUUCCUAAUGAAACGAUGGCUGAGCUGGAACGCAGCCUCCUCUCCCGCUAUCAGAUCCCUCUGUCGGCCGACCAGCUCUUCACCCAGUCAGUCCUGGAUAAGACUCUGACCAAAGACAACUACCAGGCCCGACUGCAUGACCUGCUCUACAUUGAAGAGAUUGCACAAUAUAAGGAAGUUAGCAAGUUUAACAUCAAAGUUAACCUGCAGCUUGUCACCAGCUUUAUGCUGACCGGCAUUUCUGUUGGAGCCAAGUAUGCCCAGAAUGGACAGCUCUUUGCACGCUUCAAACUUACUGAAACACUUUCUGAGGACACAUUGGCUGGGCGGCUAGUGAUGACCAAGGUGAAUUCAGUCCUGCUGCUGCCAUUGAACCGUGAGGGGGUCAGCAGCCAGCCUCCUCCUGGGGUGAAAGAGCGUGUUUACGAGGCUGUGAUUGAGGAGAAGACCAAGGACUACAUCUUCCUAAGGAUCUGCAAGGACUGCUGUCUUGAGCUGGGGCUACAGCCUGACAGAGAAAUACAGGUGGAGCUCCAGUUCCAGCUUAACAGACUGCCACUGUGUGAGAUGCACUAUGCCCUUGAUCGCAUCAAAGAUAAUACCAUCCUUUUCCCUGACAUUGGCCUUGUACCCACCAUCCCCUGGAGCCCAAACAGGCAGUGGGACGAGCAGCUGGAUCCUCGCCUGAAUGCCAAGCAGAAAGAGGCCAUCCUGGCCAUCACCACACCAGUCUCUAUUUCCCUGCCCCCGAUCCUCAUCAUUGGGCCCUACGGCACCGGCAAGACCUUCACCCUGGCACAGGCUGUCAAGCACAUCCUUCGCCAGGACCACAGCAGGGUCCUGAUCUGCACCCACUCGAACAGUGCGGCUGACCUUUACAUUAAGGACUACCUUCAUCCAUAUGUUGAAGCAGGCAAUCCACAUGCCAGACCUCUCAGGGUAUACUUCAGGAACCGCUGGGUGAAGACGGUUCAUCCAGUGGUCCAGCAGUACUGUCUCAUCUCCAGCACACAUGUCACUUUCCAGAUGCCCACAAGGGAGGACAUCCUCAGGCACCGCGUGGUGGUGGUCACCCUCAGCACCUCCCAAUACCUCUGCCAGCUUGACUUGGAGCCCGGGUUGUUCUCUCAUAUCCUAUUGGAUGAAGCGGCCCAGGCUAUGGAGUGUGAAACCAUCAUGCCUUUUGCUCUAGCUAGCAAGACCACCCGCAUCGUGCUGGCUGGAGACCAUAUGCAGCUCAGUCCAUUUGUGUACAGCGAGUUUGCGCGGGAGCGUAACCUUCAUGUGUCACUGCUGGACCGGCUGUAUGAGCACUACCCUCCUGAAUACCCCUGUCGCAUCCUCCUGUGCGAGAACUACCGCUCCCAUGAAGCUAUCAUCAACUACACUUCAGAAUUAUUUUAUGAUGGGAAGUUAAUGGCAAGUGGGAAGCAGCCCUCCCACAAGGACUUCUACCCUCUGACCUUCUUUACAGCCAGGGGAGAAGAUGUCCAGGAGAAGAACAGCACUGCCUACUACAACAACGCUGAGGUAUUUGAGAUCGUAGAGCGAGUGGAGGAGUUGCGCAAGAAGUGGCCAGUGGCCUGGGGCAAGCUGGACGACGGCAGCAUUGGAGUAGUGUCACCAUACGCUGACCAAGUAUUCCGCAUUCGCGCUGAGCUCCGAAAGAAGAGAAUGCAUGAGGUCAGCGUGGAGAGAGUGCUCAAUGUCCAAGGUAAACAGUUCCGGGUGCUGUUCCUCAGCACCGUUCGGACGCGGCAUACCUGCAAGCACAAGCAGACGGCCAUCAAACGUAAAGAGCAGCUAGUUGAGGACUCAACAGAGGACCUUGACUAUGGAUUCCUCUCCAACUACAAGCUACUCAAUACGGCCAUCACCAGAGCCCAGUCCCUGGUUGCAGUUGUGGGAGACCCCAUAGCACUGUGCUCUGUCGGGCGCUGCAGAAAAUUCUGGGAGCACUUUGUCUCCAUCUGCCACGAGAACUCGAGCCUACAUGGCAUCACCUUUGAGCAGAUCAAGGCUCAGCUGGAGGCCCUAGAGCUGAAGAAGACCUACGUCCUGAACCCAUUGGCCCCAGAGUUCAUCCCUCGUGCUCUCAGACCCAUGCAAGGGCACCACUCUUCUUCACAGGCCCUCCAUCCCCACCAUCAUCCACAUCCCCAACACGCACAGCCCGCCUCCAACAAGCAGGGUCCGCAGCAGCAACAGCAACAGCAGCUGUCACCCCCUAAAGGGAAACAUGCAAACCACACAGAGCACCUUCCACCUGACGGAUAUGUCCAACCCAACCCAGCCGUAUUGAUGGGAAACCCUAUUCGGGCAUUCACGCCACCCUUGGGUGGCACACCAGCUGGGAUGGGCAAGUCACCAAGUCCUGUUCAGAGGAUAGAUCCCCAUACGGGCGCCAGCAUCCUCUACGUUCCAGCCGUGUAUGGUGGAAACAUGGUCAUGUCCAUGCCCCUGCCAUUGCCUUGGACAAGUUACCAGAAUCGCUUUGCUGUUGACCCUCGCAUCAUGAGCCACCCGGCAGCCAUGGCCUACAACUUCAAUCUGUUGCAGGCCCAGAAUCGAGGCUCCCCCAUCCCUUACAGUGGGGUGACCCACCCAUCUCCUCUAGGAAUGGGCCAGCCCAGCCCUGACAAGGAGCUACAGGCUGACCCCAUCAGAAAUGGUAAAUUAGAGGGAUGUCCAAAGUCCGAACAGAGCCGUCUUCAGACACCAGAAAGGAAAACUGCAGACAUGAAGGAAAAACAGGGAGAGUUGGACACAGGCCAAAGUCGAAGUCUAGACUCACAGUCAGACGGGCUAGUUGGAUUUCCCAAUGCGCUGCUCCAUCGAAAAGAUCCCUCAGCUGCUCAAAGAUCCCUCAACUACCACCUGGCACCACCCAACCCAGCUUUUCCUCCACAUCCGGCCAGUGGUAGAGCCUUCCCCCCACAGUACCCGGUCUCGAGGCUUCCUUAUCGGGUCAGCCAGCCUCAACACCCUGGGAUGGCCCAACAGAGUCAGCAGCAGCAGCCACAGCUCAGCCCUGCCUACGCUGGUGGUAGCCACAACGCCUCCUUCUUCAGUGGCCCCAUACCCCCUCACAGGGCUGUCCAGUCUCCCACUUUGGAUGGGCCAGAGUCUGGAGGGGUGGAGGAGAUGAGUAGUUCCAUUAGGACUCCAAUGGGCCACCCAGGGGGCCACCACCCAGGCCUGUCGCAGCAUAACAGGGUCAACAGCUUUGGGGAAGAUGGACAAGAUGGAAGCCUGGGAGAUGGUCUGGAUAUCCAGGGUCCCUUGGCUCUAGAGGCCCUGAGCCAGCAGCAGCAGCAGGCAGCCAGGCUGGGCCAGUGGGGGGAGGCAGCAGGCCCUUUUCUCCAGGGAAGCGUUGCUUUCCCUCUGCCCCAACAGCUCGCCCACCUUGCUCAGCCCGGCAUGGCUCGCUUCCCCCAUCAGCUGCUCCGGGCAACUAGUUGGGGCCUUAGUGCCAAUAUGGAGGAUGAAGCUGUUACUUCUGCUCCCCCUGGGCCAACUUUCACCAGGUACCCGGGCCUCUUGAGAGAGAUGCCCCCACAGGAACAGCCUGAACCCAGGGAAGCAGCUGAGAUGCAACCCCCUCCUCAAUCUCGUCUCCUCCAGUACCGCCAGUCCCAGUCCCGUGCCUCUGGUGACCCUUCAUCCUCUUUAGCUCUCCCCAAUCACGCUGGCCCAUUCCCAUCAGGACCCUACUCCCAUGACACCGGCCGCGAUCUCCUUAAUGACAACCUUCUCAACAACCCAGCUCUACAGCAGCAGCAGCACCCAGGAAACCCACUGUAUAAUACUGGUGGCUACCCACAUCAGCCACAAUCCCAUUCUGCCAGCCCCCCUCCCUCCCAGGUGAAAUACCUUCUGCAAGAGGCCCAGUGGUCUCAUGCUGGAGCUGCAUCGGUGAGCCCACCACAGCAGAACCACCUGCUAGGCAACCAGGGCCACGGCCUUCCUUAUGGACUGCCAAUCAUGGCUCACCCCAGCAGGCAAGAGCAAGUCCACCUGAUGCAACUUCACCAUCAGCACCAGCAGCAGCAGCAGCAGCAACAGCAGCAGCAGCAGCAGCAACAACAACAGCAGCAGCAACACCACCAACAAAGUCAAGGUCCAGACCAGGAGUCCUACCACCCUCUGUCGCCCAGAACAUCAGCAGCCACAGCCCUUCACAAUGUAGAUGAGUAUGAACCCAGAGGUCCAGGCCGGCCCCUCUAUCAGCGGCGCAUUUCCUCCAGCUACCCAGAUGAAUCGUCUACAGCCAACACCCACAAUGCCCUGUCCCAGCAGUCCCAGCCCUGUCCGUCAGACCCCCAGGACCACCCUCAUCCGCACAUACAGCAUCAUCAGCACCCACACGCCCCCUACGGUUACCCCUCUGGCCAUGACCUCUGGCCCAGUAAUGGCGGGGGACCCGGUCCGUUCCAGAACAUUCCAUGUAACGGAGCCGGCACACUCGCACAGCACCGGGACCUUCUGGCUUCCAAGGCCCUUCGUCAGACAGAGGAGCAGGGGAAGGCAGAGGCACCAGCAGCGCAGCAGACACACCCACACUCACUCAACUCCCUUCAGCACCUUGGACAGUUUCCUCCGCUCAUGCCCAAUAACAAGCAGCAGCAGCAGCAGCAGCAGCAACAGCAGCAGCAGCAGCAGCAGCAGCAACAGCAGCAGCAGCAGCAGCAGCCGCCGCCGCCGCCACCACCACAGGCACCCACAGAGGCCAGCCAGGGCGCUCCAAAUUUAAGCAAACCACCCACCAUGUCCUAUGCCAGUGCCCUCCGCGCUCCACCCAAACCCCGAGCUGUUCGCCCUGAACAAGUCAAAAAGAACAGCGACCCUCUCUCCCUCCUACAAGAGCUGAGUAUAGGAAGUUCAAAUGGUAGCAAUGGGUACUAUUCCUACUUUAAAUGAGUCCCCUGUCCCACAUAAAAAAUAAGUGAUAAAAAAAAAAAUAAAAUAAAAAAAAGUGCAAAACUGUUUCUAAAAACACACAAAAAAUAGUGCAAAGUGCAUUUACAAUAGUUCUAUCAGUAGGUUUGUUUUCUGCAUUUUGUUUCAUUUUAACUUUUUAUUUGUAACAGUCAUCUUUUCUCCUGUUUCACAUAUCUGUGAAGAAAAUAAGUAUAUAUAAUGAAUGCAUUACUGGUAUAUAUACAUAAUCAUUAUGUAUAUAUGAAUAUAUACUUAUAUUAUCUACACUUGUAUAUGUACGUAAUGCUAAAAAAGUUUAAAAAAAAUAAUAAAAAAGGUGAAAUUCGGUUGACCACUUAGCUACCUGCAUAUUUUCCUUAUUGAAGUUAGUUUUGUUGGUUACGAAGUAUGUUGAAGUUUUUAUCAUUUUGUAUUCCUCAGUUUUGAGUGGACGUUAUGUCUUGAUUUUCAUACUACUGUAGUUGUGGUAACAGACAAAAAGCUAAGUGGUCAACUGACUCAGAAACUACAUGGAACAGUGUAUAGAAGUAGAUAAAUUUUCCUCUAAUCUGUACAUAUAAAGAAAAUAAAAGACUGAAUUGUAUGCCACAGAUAUGUCCUUAAAUUCCUGUAUCAUGCUAGCAUUUGCAUUAUGAAUUAUUUUCUGUUUGUUGGCUUCUGAUCCUUAAUUCUUAGACAUCCUUACCUGGGAGUCAUCUUCAGUGUUUUAGUAGUAAAUGUGAUUAUUUACUGAAAAAUAACAAUACAAAUAGUAAUUGUGCAUCUUACUUUUCAAUAAUGUCUCAUCAGCAACAAUAGACCGUGUGAACAUUUCAAAGUAUCAAUAACCAUGUCAUUCCUCCUUUGUUUGUUUUAAGGAUCAGAGAACACCAGACAUAGCUUUCUGUGAUUAUAAGAUUAUCCCAAACACUGCUUGGCUUGUGGCCGAUGCUCAGUAUUUAAUUUUAUUUAGAUUUCUUUCCUUUGUGUCAAGGAAAUCUUCACCGGGGAAAUUGUUUCAGUAACUACUGGGGAUAUGAAAUGUGUUUAUUUCUGGUUGUUUUCUAUCACUAAUGGACAUUGAGCCUCUUAUUUUUAUUUUUUUAAAAGGUUGCAGUACUCUGAAGGUUUGUGAAAGUGAAGAUAGAGUGGUGAGGUCAGAGUGGUGUGUCAUGAUAGGUAAGUUGAAACUGAGGGUGUGAUCAACACUGCCGGUCAGACGUUUUUGAACAUUCUAAGUGUCAGCAUUUUUGGUUAAAUCUGAAGAAUGUUGAAACUAGAUUUAUAGUUAAUAUGCUGAAUGCACAUUGUGUCUUCUUGUUUUAUUGGAAAUAAUCUUAUUGGAUCUUGGCAAACAGCAUACUGUGUAUUAUUCGGAUCAUUCAUGGCGUAUAUGUCUUCAACACACUGUUGCUCUCGCGGAUGUUUUGUAGUCACAGAGUUUCUAGAUUCCUUUUCAUAGUGUAAACCAGACUGCCAAAAGAUCCUUUUCCAUUUUCUCUGUAAAACAAUCUUUUAAUCUCCAAGUCAUAUGAACCCUAUAAUAAACAGUAAUUGCUUAACUCUCUUGUAAGCUAUUUGCUCCCAGUUCCACCUAAACAAAAACGUAUUUCCCUAUCCCUAAUAAUAAUUUAUAAUAGGCAUGUAAGGUAACAGGCCCCCCAACCCCUUUUAACACUCUGCUUAAGAUUUAACCAAAAAACGAACGUAGUAAAAGUAACUAUAUGAUAAGAUGUUCAAAGACGUAUGACUGUUAAUGUGUCUCUUUUUAGACUGUGCAUAAUAAGAAUGAAUUGGUAAUGUCAUGGAAGUUGUUCCUGGUUCCUUUUUUAGUCCCCCUAAUUCCCUUUUAAUUAAAUUUUUUUUCUUAAAACACAUGAUGAACAUAAGACAGGAGCGCUCAUGUUUGAAUUCCAGUGAGCUAGUUGCUUGUUAAUGGUUGACACACAAGGAGGCCACACAGCCACAUGAAUUUCACUGCUAAUUUACUGAUGCCCUGAUGAUUUAAGUCCCUUGCAGGCAAAAUAUAAAAAGAUGCUGAGACACUAUAUCUGCCAAGGUUUUUCUUUUUAUGAUAAAAGAAAUACUGGAAACAGUCAUCCAGUGCUCUGUCCAGUGAUAUGUAAUCCCUUAAUUGUUUAAAUACCACUGCCCCAUCUGAAAAACAGUGAAAUUGUAAUAAAAUCACCCCACUCUUUCAUGGCUUUCAUACAGCAGUUAGUCACUGUUAAAUCUCUUAAAAUGUCACUUCCUCAGAAAGCUAAUACCCCACGGCUAAUAACUUAGAUGUGUUUUGAACAGUCAGCAGAGAGCUUCAUAAAGCCAUGUUAAAUUUUUGUUCCGUUUUUCAGUUUAAAUCAAAGGUCCAGAUUUUUUGACUUGGCAGAGAACAACACAUACUUGUAAAUAUGCAUUUUCUAGGUAUUUACAAACACGAACUUUGGGAGCACCUCAAUUUUGUAGAAGCUGUUCAAAGAAGAGGUAUGCCCUUUUUAAUUAUGCAAAUUCAAACAAAAAAAGGAUGGUAAUUCUAGAAAUGGACAACAACAGACCAGUUGGCAGUUGCAACAUCUUGUUGUAACUUUUUAGAUUUUUUUUUUAAAGAUGGUGUCUGGCUGAUUUGACAAAGAGGAGAAUUUAUGUUGCAGCUGUUUCAAGACAACUUAUUUCACUGUAAAAUACAUCAUUUAAAUAUAUGUUCCUGUUCGGUUUUCUCACCACUUCACAGCUGUACAACAAUCAACAUGAAUUAUUUUUAUUUUAUAAUUUUUUUUAAUGUGAAGACUUUUCUUUUCAUGCAUGUUGAGAUGACCUGGCUGAUUUUUAAUCCCUGUUUUUAUCAGUUUGUGUUGAUUUGUGGAUUUAAAAAAAAGAGGAAAAAAGCUUUUGUUUAACCUACAAAGUCAAAUUUUGGUAUAUUAUUUGAUGUGUACAAUAACUUGUGACAUUAUCAACAAAAAUAUUAUAAUAUUUUACUAACGUCAAUCAAAUAUGUAAUGGUCAUGUAAGUUCUUUUUUUGCAGUUACUUAGCAAGGCUAAAGCUGAGGUUGCUCCCUUCUGUGUGUCAUAUAUACGAACCUUCAGUUUGUUUGGGGAAUCAUUUUUCCAUAAAGCGGUCGUUGGCUAAUCUCUGAAGUUGUGCAAUACUAAUAUUUCACCGCUUCUUAAACUACACUUUUAUUUAUUUUUGAGGCAGAAGAGAUUGAGCCAAAGACAUCUUAAAGGGAAUUUAUUUACAAAUCUUCAUCAUUGCUUUUUAUUAUUUUAUUUUUUAGGCUUAAAUUUCUGUCUUGUUGAAUCUUUGUUUCCAAAAUCAGUUUCUCUAUAUCUUUGCUAUGAAACUAAACUCUUAUAAUGAAGUUGGAUUUGAAAUAUUUUCACCACCAAAUAUUGCACCUGUGUGUGUGUGUGUGUGUGUGUGUGUGUGUGUGUGUGUGUGUACACGGAAAGGGAGCAACCUCUUGCCCAGCCUGUAGAGAGCACUGUGUUCAGCCUUCUAUAAAACGCCACAUCUCUUCCUGUUGUUUGUUUGCUCUCCUCUGUUCUUCCCUCGCUGCAGUGAAUCAAUGGCACACCUGUUCUCCCAGCUCCCCAGUCCCAUUGGUUCCUCCCUCGUGGGUACAAAAUAAUGAAUAGAUCUGUUUUACUCUUCUUCAUUUCAAUUGGUGGUGGUUAUAAUAAAGGAUUUAGACUGUG
Messenger RNA from Micropterus salmoides (largemouth bass), 9880 nucleotides. RefSeq names its product helicase with zinc finger (gene helz). NCBI's taxonomy places the organism in Eukaryota, Metazoa, Chordata, Actinopteri, Centrarchiformes, Centrarchidae. Gene Ontology annotation, molecular function: helicase activity; metal ion binding. The coding region runs from base 1 to 6183 and encodes 2060 amino acids. The transcript is spliced from 32 exons. Gene Ontology annotation, cellular component: P granule; cytosol. The record is from RefSeq and is a predicted model, not a curated record. Gene Ontology annotation, biological process: regulatory ncRNA-mediated post-transcriptional gene silencing.